AAAGUCUACUUUCCACACACACCACACACAAACCAAACCUUUCAUCUCUAGCUUCCCAGCACAACAUUGGAGUGUCCAACAAUGGCCAUGCCUGUCUUUUCUCUCUAUUGUUUUUGCAUGUUUGUUCUGUGCUGUGACACGGUACUGAACCCUGUUUCUGCUCUGCAAAGUUGUGAUUUUCCGGCCAUUUUUAACUUCGGCGACUCGAAUUCGGACACCGGUGGAUUGCCUGCAGCCUUCAAUUGGACCAACCCACCUUAUGGAGAAACCUCCUUUCACAUGCCAGCCGGAAGAUACUCAGACGGACGGCUGAUUAUCGAUUUCAUCGCUACAAGUCUUGGCCUCCCGUUUCUGAGUGCUUAUCUCAAUUCUUUGGGGACAAACUUCACCAAUGGUGCAAAUUUCGCCACCGGAGCAUCAACCACCGCACCACCUCAUUCUGUUAUUCCGGUGGGCCGAUAUAGUCCCUUCUACUUAGAUGCACAGUACUGGCAGUUCGCACAAUUCAUAUAUAGAUCACAAAUUAUCAAGAAAACUGGAGCCAUAUACAAGAAUUUAAUGCCCGAGGAAGAAUAUUUUCAAAAAGCCUUGUACACAUUUGAUAUUGGUCAGAAUGAUCUUGAUCAUGGUUUCUCGAGUAACAUGUCCAUGGAAGAAGUGAAUGCCUCUGUUCCAGAAAUAGUCAACAGGUUCUCUACUAAUAUUAAGAACAUAUACAAGUUGGGAGCUAGAUCAUUUUGGAUCCACAACACCGGACCGAUUGGCUGCCUUCCCUAUAUCUUGGCAACUUUUCCGGCAGCUCAAAUAGACAGUGCCGGCUGCGCGAGGCCUUACAAUGAGGUAGCUCAGUACUUUAACUACAGGUUGAAGAUGGCCAUUGUUCAACUCAGGAAGGACCUUCCUCUAGCUGCAAUCACAUACGUAGAUGUGUACUCUGUCAAGUACUCCCUCUAUACCGAGCCACAAAAAUAUGGGUUUGAGCAUCUGCAUGUCGCUUGCUGUGGCUAUGGAGGGAAGUAUAACUUUAGUAGUGUGGGAAAUUGUGGAGAUACUGUCAGUGUUAAUGGCAGCAAAAUAUUCAUUGGUUCGUGUGAACGCCCCUCGGCUCGGGUAAAUUGGGAUGGAUUUCACUACACUGAGGCAGCUAACAAGUUUGUGUUUGAUAGAAUUUCCCCUGGAGAAUUCUCAGAUCCACCAAUUCCCUUGAGCAUGGCAUGUCACAGCAAAUUGGACUAAAGUUUCUCAACAUAUGGUACAAGCAUUUAUUCAGCAAUGGACAAUAUAUAUAUACAUAUACACCAAUAUGAUAUGUUGUUGUAGCUGUUCAAUAAAUGCUAUACUUAGCAUUUAACUCUGUUUUCUUCGAGUUCCGUGUACUACUACUAAAGAACCAAACCAGCCUGCUUCUUGUCAAAUAGGGAUUCUGUAUAUUGCACUUACAUAAACUUUAUUUGCCAAUACAUCAUCAGCUUAUAAAUCUUGACUCUUCCCAGAUUAGUUUCUCAGCAAAGAAUGAUUUAAGAACCUGUUCAAUUACAUUAUUUGACUCAGCAUUUGAAGUAAACAUCUAGCCUAUUGCCCAGGAUCGGCCCUUAAAAGUGUACAAAUAAGAAUCCCCUUCGUUACAUGAUUUCUUCUUCAUAUAGUUUGACACCUUUCCAAAUUGGAGGCCCCAGGCGACCGCCUGGGUCUCCUAUGCCCAGGGUCAGCCCUGGCUUUUGGACUAAUUAUCAGUAUUCUUAAAAAAUAUAUGUCUGCUUUUGUUUCAUCCAUCAAUUUCAAUGGUAGAUGGCAGUGCCUAGCUAGACUCGUUUUCAAACAACAUGAUCACCUCUAUUUUACCAAUUUCAUAUCUGUGAGGAGCAGGAUCAGGUGAUUUGGAAGCAUGGAGAAUUCUCUCUGAAGUCAGUUUGGAAUGCGUAUAGACUGCAAGGGGAGAAGUUGGACCGGCAUAGAGUGUCUAUAACAGUUUGUUUGAUCCUUCAGAAUAAGUAUAUGUCUUAUUUCUAUAAGCCAUUGUUGUUUUGCUAGUGAAGACAGCAAUGACUUAAAACUUUUUUGUGAGUGUUGAGUGUUGUUAUGCCCAAGAGAUUUGGAGGAAGUUUUUUUUGAGUA
Molecule: messenger RNA, 2115 nt
Organism: Cornus florida
Lineage: Eukaryota; Viridiplantae; Streptophyta; Magnoliopsida; Cornales; Cornaceae
Product: esterase-like
Exons: 5
Coding region: 82-1236 (384 amino acids)
Molecular function (GO): hydrolase activity, acting on ester bonds
Source: RefSeq, a predicted model, not a curated record